AUGGCCGCCCCAUUAAAAGUUUUCAAACUUUUGAACGAAAAACUUAUCUUUCAGGAGAACUGCACCUACUCCUCUUGUACAUGUCCAGAAAACCAACCGUGCGAGGAGUGCCUCGAGUGCCCAAGACAAGUUGGCGAGCCCUGCAGUCCACACAAGCUGUGCGACAGUAGAAGAGGCAUAUUUUGUCGAUACCGUCACGGUGACAUCGACGGUAUUUGCCAAGAAUCGGGAGGUCUCCCCUGUUUGGUGUAUAAUAAAACGUACGAGCAUGGUGAAACAUUCACGUUAGACUGUCGUACACAAUGUACAUGUCAGAACGGCACUUAUGGUUGCUCCUCCUUGUGCCCUCAAGAGCGCAUAUCUCCAAAAGGAACAUGUAAGCACCCACGACUGGUGGACGUCCCCGGACAGUGCUGUCGUGAGUGGAUGUGCGACAGCCAAACAGUAGAAGAACCACCAUCUUGCCAGCCAAUCUUUUCGAAAUGGUCAACGUGCAGCAGCGAUUGCGGCGCCGGAUUGUCGAGCAGAAGAUCGAACCUGAACGCGAAAUGUGAGCCGUCUACGGAAACGAGAAUAUGUCAGACGAGACGUUGUGACGAUUUCACGCCCGAUGUCGUCCACAGAAAUGAACACCACGUUAGGAGGGGACACGAGUGUAAAGCGACGCAUCGCAUUGGCACACCAGUAACGCUUCGAUUUGGUCCGUGUAGAAGCCGGAAGCGUUACAAACCCAAAUAUUGCGGGUUUUGCUCAAUUCCAGGGGUGUCGUGCGAGUCGCUGCUGAGUACGACGGUUCGAAUAGAAUUCUUCUGUCGAGGUUCGCCAUCACUGUCGACGGAGAACCUUCCGGAACUGCUUCCCGAGUUCUUAGAGCCCGGUGAGGAUAUGUGGACGGAUGAGUCGUCGUCGAGGAAAGAUCCUCAUAUGAAAAUUUUAACAGUGUCAGUGCAGUGGAUACUCAAGUGUAGAUGUCAGAGAAUUCCGAUGACUCCCACUUUAAGCACUGGUGAAAUAAUAUUACAUCGCGUACAUCGAACAGCGGCGCCUUAAAGGUUCUUUGCGUAAUCAAGGCACGGCAUAUCAAUACUUCCGUAGAACGAAGAGAAGUGGUGUUUGAUAGACGGUGACAGUUUUCGUGGCACUUAACUUACAGAAGCAGGUGCGGUUAUCUGUGCCUUUUGUGUAAUGCGAUUCGAGAGUAACUGAUAAGACGAGAAAUAUGUAGACUUUAGUAUUAUUGCUUUUAGGCUUUAGAACGCAAUGUUGAUGGCCGAGGGCUCAGUGGUGUGAGUUGGAGGAAUAUUUCUUUUCUUGUGUGCCUCCAGUAGAGGGAGCGAGCAUGCUUUAAAUUUUACACACCCUAAGUGCACCUUCCAACAAGAGUAAUCGCAUUAAGAUGAAUGCUAGAAGAAAAGCACCAUCCGGCUGUGAGGCCGAGAUAAUAAAAAUGUAUUUUAGAUGUGUAGGUACAUACAUUGCUUAUUUUAUUAACUCGAAUGGGACGUUCAAGUUACACUAGGUAUACAUAAUGUUACUUAUGAAUUAUUCGCGGUUGAUAUAGUAAUCGAUUGUACAUAUUAAUAUACUUAAUAGAGCCGACAAAUGAUUCGUGUUUUAGUAAACAGUUUGAAUGAAAUUGUUGCAAAUAAACAAAUACCUAUCGUAACCAGUAACAAUAGAGGAUGAAUUAAAAUUACUUGAAAUUGUUGUCCCAAAGAGGUGGUUGAUGAGGGUAUGUACUGAAUACAGUAUGUGGGUACCUACUCUCGUGUAGAAACAAAUUCGAGGAACCGAUAAAUUGUCUCAAUAGCAUACUAAUAAUUAGUGUUGUAGUAUGCUAUUCCUAUUUGUUGAUUGUGCCAAAGAUGUAUAAAAGAUUCAACGUCUAUAAUUUGCUCGAUAUUGUUCCCUAUUGGUUGAUUGCGUAAUUUCAAAAAAAGGAACAGACGUAAAACUUGCUGAUUAUUUCAAUUUUACAUCGAAAACACAUGUUUGCUAUGGUUCAGAGACUUGGAGAGAAAAAAAUGUGAUAAUUCUGUAUCAAAGAUCAGCAUCCAUUCAUUUCAUAAUGCUUAUUUGCGCUUCGUAAAAGUUUAGAAAAUGAAGCACAAACUCUUUCGACCACGUCAGUGGCCAGUUGCUCCCAAACUGAACUCUAAAAUAUUGAAAUCGCGGAAUCGUUUACAAAUGGGGAUAACUCGACCUGUUCGGUUAAAUUGACAGAAGUAACGUAUUACAUCAUUACAGUCCCAAAUGCUGUUCGCUGUUGUUAUUGUUAUUUUAAUUCCAAGUGUUACCAAUGGCAAUUUUUGGAAAAUUCGCGAAUCGCUUAUAGCGCAAGAGCGAAACCGUAUGCUAGGUGCAUCAAUUGUAUUAAAUGGGAAAGAAGAAAAGGCCAACAACCUGUUAAUGUCCUACAAACUGCAGGAGCUCGAUGUGGCUUACCAUAAUCCGGAAAAUUUCGCACCGAGUAAGUAUUUCGUGAGAGCUCGUGCUCAGAUUGAAAGCUCGCCAGUGUUCAAGCUAAUUAAAACAAUGCCAAAAGGUGGUGCGCUACAUGGGCACAGUACGGCACUAGCCACUCCCGAUUUUCUGUACUCCCUCACUUACAGAGAUAACCUGUUUGUUUGUAUGCAGGGUGGCACAUUCCAGUUACGAUUUAUGCAGUACCCAGACGCGAAGUGCAAAUGGACACUCAUCAGCACUUUAAGGGGAAUAGAUGCGAAUUUUGAUGAGUGGUUGCGUUCACAAUUUACAAUGUACCACGAGAAUGAUAUCGACAUAUACAAAAACAAGACCCAAAUUUGGUUGGUGUUUGAGAAAACUUUUUCGGCUAUUAAGGGGUUGGUAACUUACAGACCCAUUUUUGAAGAAUAUUUUUACGAAGUCCUCAGGCUACUUUUUGAGGAUAACGUAAUGUAUUUAGAAUUUCGAAGUACACUACCUGAAAUGUACGAGCUUAACGGAUCUACGUACAAAUCGGAGGAUACGGUGCGAUUUUACGAUGAUGUCAUUGAAAAAUUCAAGCGUACGCAUCCAAAAUUUGUGGGCGCACGCCUUAUUUACGCCCCUGAUCGAGACAACAAUAAUCAAACAUUUAACAAUAUCGCCUCUAUCCUCCUCAAUGUGAAGGUCGGCCACCCAAAGAUUUUGGCGGGCUUUGAUUUGGUCGGCCAGGAAGAUCUUGGAGCGCCUCUACUGUCAUACUUGUGGGAGGUGAAGAGGAUUGCAAAGUUAGGUAUCGACGUCUAUUUUCACGCCGGUGAGACAAACUGGUAUCAAAGUAACAGCGAUUAUAAUGUAAUUGACGCCAUUCUGUUGGGCUCGAAGCGUAUCGGUCACGCGUUGGGCUUAAUCAAGCAUCCGGUUGCAUUGGAAAUGAUCAAGGAAAGAAAUAUCGCCAUUGAAGUAUGCCCAAUCUCGAACCAAAUGCUUUUGUACGUCGACGAUCUGCGGAAUCAUCCGGCGUCAUUUCUAAUUGCGAAUGGAUUUCCAAUUGUAAUAAGCUACGAUGAUCCCAGCCUUUGGAACGUUACGGGAUUAAGUUAUGAUUUCUACAUUACAUUUAUGGCAAUAGCCGGAAGAACGGCCGAUUUGAGAUUAUUAAAGCAGUUGUCGAUUAACUCGAUACUGUACAGUUCAUUAACGGGUGACGAGAAGAAGUUGGCAUUACAGUCGUGGGAGACAGACUGGGGCAUUUUUAUUGAAAACAUCCACUCAGUGAUAGUGUAGAGAUGACAUUGGAUGAAUACCUUUGUUCCUAUUGUGGCUGUGAAAUUCGUGUGUCAUCCAUUUAUGUAAUAAAAUGGCAAUGUGUGAAUAAAUGAAAGGCCUGUA
This is a messenger RNA of Photinus pyralis (common eastern firefly), 3837 nucleotides long. RefSeq names its product WNT1-inducible-signaling pathway protein 1-like. The transcript is spliced from 5 exons. Gene Ontology annotation, biological process: cell adhesion; signal transduction. The record is from RefSeq and is a predicted model, not a curated record. Gene Ontology annotation, molecular function: integrin binding; heparin binding. Gene Ontology annotation, cellular component: extracellular matrix. Bases 1 to 1050 code for a protein of 349 amino acids. NCBI's taxonomy places the organism in Eukaryota, Metazoa, Arthropoda, Insecta, Coleoptera, Lampyridae.